This is a messenger RNA of Amoebophrya sp. A25, 2301 nucleotides long. The record is from the annotation of a GenBank genome assembly. Lineage: Eukaryota; Dinophyceae; Syndiniales; Amoebophryaceae.
UCCAGGAUGGUGCUCGCCUUGUAGAUGAGAACGUUGCGUCCGACAGCAAGGUGAAGGGAUCGAAGAAGAACGUCGAAGGGCAGCGCGCUCUCCUUGCUGCAGCAAUUGUUGGGUCAGACGAUGAAGGAGAGGACAUCGAUCGUGAACUGUAUGACCCUCAUGAUAAUGCGUACGAUGAGUUUCUGACUGAACGCGGCGAGCAGCCGACCGCUCCGGCAACCAGCUCGACUAGCCUGGCCCUCAUGAGUCCGGCGUUGAGUGGGAAGGGGCCUUCCGCUGGUGCAGCGUCGAUGUUGGGUGCGUCAAGCAGUUCUUCCUCGGUGACGCCGAUACUCGGUCGCCCACUAGCAAGUGCUCAGGGUGCGACUUCAUCUGGCGCGAGAUCAAACGUUGGUGGAACCACUAGUGUUGACGUUGACGGACGGAUUACUGGCCACGACGGGCCAUCCGCGUCACCGGUCGUGCUAGUUCCAAGGACGCAAAAACACAAACUCGCAAGUGUUCCACAGAAGCGGCGCGGUCGAUCGGAGGCGGCGAAAAUGAGGAAUCGGCCUCUAGUUGGGGACGAUUUGAAGGCUUGGCAAGCUGCCAGCAAAGCGUUUUACGAUACAUUACCCAAGCCUGGCCAUCCCGAGUGGCACAUUGGGGCUGAUCGCUUCACCUGGUCGACCUACAAACAAAUGUGGCGCGAGCAGCAGCGUGUCGCUGCAACGUUCGUCGCGCAUCCGAUAGAUGAAGACUGUGCUGAAGGGAAGCGCUACUACGAAGUUGCGGACGCGGACAACGGAGUUUAUCUUUUACGCAUACAGCCGAAAUAUAAGCAAAGACAGUUGAACUUCAAGACAGGGAGGCAGCUGCAGUGCAGGUACUAAACUGUUCUUGUUAGACGUCAAGACGUCAGUAUGCUAGUGCUAGAUAGGUCACUUCUGCACACUAUCGGAACCAACGGGAAGGAGGAGGUCGUCGGGGACCGCUUUCAGGGCCACAGCCGCUGUGGCCGACGACUCAAGCGGACGCAGUGUGAUUCGUCGGCUGCUUCGAACUCUCUCUUCGAGAUCGAAGCAGUGGCGAUGAGCGAAUCGAGGCCAACGAAAACGAUAUCGUGAUCGCGCUAUGGGAGCUGAGUCCUAGCAAUCUGCGAAGUUGAAACUUUUGUUUCUGCAUUCCCGGCAAGAAUUUUUCGCCUGUGUCUCCCCAUGGCCACCAGUGCAGGGAGAACUCGCCUUCGCUUUAAUGAUCUGAUUUCUGCUCCCGCGAAGUCACACACAAGGGGAACCUUCCGCCCCGCUUUGAAGGUGGUUAAAAUUGUAGCUAUAUAUCAUCAAGUCAACCCCCUCGUGGAGUAGUCGUCAUCUUCGUCGUUAUUCUUUAUCCAGCAAAAUGCAAUAAAGCUGGCACUCGCUCUCGAUUGCACAUCUUGGCCGACCUUGUCCUCACCAAAUGACUCCAGGAUGAUCCUUGAGGCGCAUGUUGCACGAGCACGGUUUAUUUUGUCACGGUAUCGGAAGAAGUUGAAGCAGAGAAUGUCGCAGGAAAAGCGAGAUGAGGUCAAGAAUGAGUACGACAAGUGGAUGCAGCCGGUUCUUACAGCAGCGAGAGGCAUGGGCCUUACCAAGGCGGAAGAUGCGAAGCUGAAGCAGUUUGCGCUGCUAACCGAGGACGAUCUGGAUUACCUAUCUCCGAUCAUCCGGUUCCAACUGACCGCUGGCCGUCCCGACUAUGAAAACAUGGUAGGCAGUGUUGGCGUUUUAAACCCAAGCGACGAGGGAAACGCGCUUCCACCGGCACGCCGCGACCAUCAAGACGAACUUGUGGAGUGCGAUAGCGAUGGCAGCGUGAAAAAGAAGAAGAUGCCAGUGCAACCAAAAGCAAAGCCAAAAGCCACUCAGGCCCGUCAGAAAUCAGGCAAGACGGUUGCUGCACCUCUCGAAGAUUCGGAUGGGGAUGAAGUUGUCGGAAGCUCUGAGUCAGAUGACCCAAAGACUUGACUGCUUUAAAAGUUCAGUUCGCUUUUUUGUGCCAUGAUUGUUUGCUGAGUACCAUCCUAAUAUCUCAAGUCUUAUCGAUUAUUCUACUCAGCAUCUUGCACUAGGUAGCAGCAUUGCACUGCUCUGCUCGAGCAGACAAGUAGGCCAAGAGGCUUCACCUUUCUCGGGCCGUAACAACUUCAUAGAUUAGACCAGUGCAGACUUACAUGAUCACGCCAGGCAUUUUCCUAUCUGCUCCGCACAUUCACAGGCGGCACUCAAAACAGAUCGCAAUAGUUUAGACUUCGUUUCUUUUAUGACCCAAGGACACUCC